AUGUUCCGUUUGUCUGCUAGAACUUUUGCCAAGUCUGUUAACACCAUUGCUAAGCGUGGUUACGCUGAAGCUGCCGAUGGUGCUUUGAAGUUGCAAUUCGCUUUGCCUCACCAAACCUUGUACUCUGGCUCUCCAGUCACCCAAGUGAACUUGCCAGCUAAGUCUGGUCAAAUUGGUAUUUUGGCCAACCACGUUCCAACUGUUGAACAAUUGGUUCCUGGUGUUGUCGAAGUUUUGGAAGGAUCAGGUUCUAAGAAGUUCUUUGUUUCCGGUGGUUUUGCUACUGUUCAACCAGACUCCACUUUGUCUAUCACUUCCGUCGAAGCCUUCCCAUUGGAAUCCUUCUCUGCCGAAAACGUCAAGUCUCUAUUGGCUGAAGCUCAAAAGAACACUUCCUCUUCCGACGAAGCUGUCGCUGCUGAAGCUGCUAUCCAAAUCGAAGUCUUGGAAGCUUUGCAAGCUGCCUUGAAAUAA
Kluyveromyces marxianus DMKU3-1042 is the source of this 474-nucleotide messenger RNA. RefSeq names its product F1F0 ATP synthase subunit delta (gene ATP16). Gene Ontology annotation, molecular function: proton-transporting ATP synthase activity, rotational mechanism. The transcript has a single exon. Gene Ontology annotation, biological process: proton motive force-driven ATP synthesis. Bases 1 to 474 code for a protein of 157 amino acids. Lineage: Eukaryota; Fungi; Ascomycota; Saccharomycetes; Saccharomycetales; Saccharomycetaceae. The record is from RefSeq and is a predicted model, not a curated record.